CCCCCGCCCAGAUUUUGACUGCCAGGGGGCCUCCACAGGGUUUAAUUAGCAGGUCUUUUUUAUCUCCUUUUUUCACACCUGUUUCAUAGCUCAAAUUUUAAUGAUUUUUAGGAAACAGGAAUCUCCUGCUCAUGGCGAUGACUGGACAGUUGCCAAUUUGUGCAGUGCUCGCUCCCAGCAUUCCUGCCUCCACAUUAUGUAGUGAGUGGCAGUUAUCGGAUGAACUGUGGUUUAACGGCCAGUCCCCUCUACCCUGGGGGGGGGGUCUGUUUACUAUUAUAUUCUAAUGUAUUAUUGAAUACAGUGGUACCUUGGGUUAAGAACUUAAUCAUUCUGGAGGUCCGUUCUUAACCUGAAACUGUUCUUAACCUGAGGUACCACUUUAGCUAAUAGGGCCUCCUGCUGCCACCACACCUCCGGAGCAUGAUUUCUGUUCUCAUCCUGAAGCAAAGAUCUUAACCGAAGGUAAUAUUUCUAGGUUAGUGGAGUCUGUAACCUGAAGCGUCUGUAACCUAAAGAGUCUGUAACCCGAGGUACCACUGUAUUCCUUUACUUGAUGUAAGUUUUUUUUUUUUUUAAACACUAUGUUGUUGUUAUUACUUUUUUCUUUUGGAUCAGAUUGCUAUUAGGUGUGUGGUGUUUUCUCUCUAUUUCAUUGUUUCUUCACCUUGUAAACUGGCUUGUGUAUAGUAAUAUAGAAAGGCGGUAAACAGAUUAAAAGUGAAUUGAAAUAAUGAAAUGAAAUGAAAACCCUUGCCUUUUCCCCUGGACCCAUGAGGUCCACCUCCGAGGGCCUUCUGGUGGUUCCCUCACUGCAAGAAGUGAGGUUACAGGGAACCUGGCAGAGGGCCUUCUCAGUAGUGGCGCCCGCCCUGUGGAACACCCUCCCAUCAGAUGUCAAGGAAAUAAAAAACUAUCCGACUUUUAGAAGACACUCCCAAUACAAAUUAAAACCCAUAUUUUCUUGGUCCUUGGGCAAGUUUUCUUCAAAGCAAUCCCUCCCUGAAUGCCUCUGUUUGUUUCACCACUAUUUGUUUGUCCUCUUCCUCUGGACCCAAAUUACAUGGAGAGCCUGAUGGAGAUGAAGUUAGAAGCAAAUCCUAUCACUGGUCCCUCACUGAAAAGAUGCAAGCAAAACUUAGGCAGCAUACAUUUAAAACACAUUUCUCCCCGAGGAUUCUUGGAACUGCAGUUUACCAUUCAAAGAGCUACAGUUCCAGCCCCCCUUAACAACAGAAAAGUGCCCAGAUCAAUGGAAGACAAUAACACAAUGAAAUUCAAAACAGUAACAAUUUAUUGCACAUUGAUUCAAAAUCCAUUAAAAAACAAUUUAGUUUAAGGAAUGCAAGAAAAUCGAUCAGCUUGAUCCAGUGACACCAGAGUGAGCCAUUUUCAAAUAACUGUGUCUUUUCGGUAGUGGCGUCCGCCCUGUGAAAUGCCCUCCUAUCAGAUGUCAAGGAUAUAAACAACUAUCUGACUUUUAUUUUUAUUUUUAAAAGAUUUUUAUUAUGAUUUCAAUAAAGAAGUUAAACAAAAAAAAACCAUAAAAGUAGAAACUCAAAAAUACACAAUACAUAAUCUAAAAAGAAAAAGAAAACACAGAAAACAAAAUACAAAAGAAACAAACAAAAAAAAAAACAGAACACUUAAAAACAAUAUCACUUUUCCAUUUCCGUUUUUGAAUUUACUUAUUUUCUGGACUUCCUCAUACCUCCCUCUUUUGUAUUCCAGUCCAAAUUGUUUGUCCAGCAAUUUCUUUUCCACUUUUUAAUCCCAAUCGUUAAUCUUAAUAUAAUAUAUAACACUUAAACUUCUUUAAUCCUAAUCUUUAAUCUUAAUGUAAUAUAACAUUAAAAUUUUACCUCUUAAGUACCAAAUUUCCAUUUCCUUAAACAUCUUUAAUCCUAAUCUUUAAUCUUAGUCUAUCAAUAACUUUAACCUGUACAGCUGGAAACCACUUAUUUUCGAUCCAACAUCACUCUAACAUUCUUUAAUUUUGCAGUGUUUCUGAAGAUAAUCUUUGAAUUUCUUCCAAUCUUCCUCCACCAACUCUUCUCCCUGGUCACGGAUUCUACCAGUCAUUCCCGCCAGUUCCAUAUAGUCCAUCAGUUUCAUCUGCCAUUCCUCCAGCGUGGGAAGUUCUUGUGUCUUCCAAUACUUUGCGAUGAGUAUUCUUGCUGCUGUUGUUGCAUACAUAAAGAAAGUUCUAUCCUUUUUAAGCACCAUUUGGCCGACUAUGCCCAGGAGAAAGGCCUCUGGUUUCUUAGGGAAGGUAUAUUUAAAUACCUUUUUUAAUUCAUUAUAUAUCAUUUCCCAGAAAGCCUUAAUCUUUGGGCACGUCCACCAGAGGUGAAAAAAUGUACCUUCAGUUUCUUUACAUUUCCAACAACUAUCUGACUUUUAGAAGACAUCUGAAGGAAACUAUGUUUAGGGAAGUUUUUAAUGUUUGAUGUUUUAUCAUGUUUUUCAUAUUCUCUUGGGAGUGGCUGGAGAAACCCAGCCAGAUAGGUGGGGUAUAGAUAAUAAUAAAAAAUUAUAAGAAAUAACAAAUUAUUAUUAUGGUAGGGACAUGGGUGGCGCUGUGGGUAAAACCUCAGUGCCUAGGACUUGCUGAUCGUAAGGUCGGCGGUUCGAAUCCCUGCAGCGGGGUGAGCUCCCGUCAUUCGGUCCCAGCUCCUGCCCACCUAGCAGUUCGAAAGCACCCCUAAGUGCAAGUAGAUAAAUAGGUACCGCUUUAUAGCAGGAGGGUAAACGGUGUUUCCGUGCGCUACUGGUGCUGGCUCACUAGUGCAGCUUCGUCACACUGGCCACGUGACCCGGAAGUGUCUUCGGAUGGCGCCGGCUCCCCGCCUCUUGAGCGAGAUGGGCGCGCAACCCUAGAGUCGGACACGACUGGCCCGUACGGGUAGGGGUACCUUUACCUUUAUUAUUAUGGUUAUUAUGAUUAUUCAUCCACAUAAUUAAGCUUGUCCACCCAUACUGGGUUUAUGUGGAGAAUGCACUUAUCUGCAUAGGUAUUCUAUGGGGCUGCCACCUUGCCGAUAUGGACGUCAUGAGCAUUUGAAAAAGUGCCCUUGCAGAUGCAAAUGUCCCUGAAUGUCUGUGAGCCUUUGCAAGACCUUCUGAAUGUGAGCAACUGUCAACCUUUUUCACUCCGCUUCAGGACCUACAAACCUUACCUGGGACAAAAAAAGUUGAAGGGUAUGCCAACUCUUCAGUAGAGCACCAUUUCCCACUGUGUUCUAGCAUCCUCAGUGGGGAAAUGAUGUUCUUCUAAUCAGUUACCACCAAGAGAAAGGUCUUUCAAGCACCAGAGAACCUUCUCCUCAGUGGAAACUGGCGUGAAUGAUUUCCUUUUGUGGAUGCUGGAAAUUGUCUAUUCCCUAAAUUGGUGAGGAAGAACACUCUUCCAGGGAGAUGGUGUUCUCUCUGCCACCUCUGCUGCCACAUCCCCCUUCUGCUGACCCUAGGAAGGUAUGUGGGUCCUUGGGGAAACAGGGGGAAGGGGGGUGAGAGUAGGUAGCUUCGAGAGUAGCUUCGAGAACCCAUAAAAUGUUUUGUAAGUGCUAGUUAGCACUGAGCCACUUUCAGGUUGAUCAUUCUGAGCCACUGCAUUAGGUCAUGUCUGUAGCAUUGCUAGGUUGCACACAUGUACCAUUCAUACAAAAUGGCAACCCUGUGGAGCACUUAAACUGUAAAUAAUAAUAAUAAUAAUAAUAAUAAUAAUAAUAAUAAUAAUUUAUUAGUUAUACUCCGCCUAUCUGGCUGGGCUUCCCCAGCCACUCUGGGCGGCUUCCAACAAAAUAUUAAAAUACAGUAAUGCAUCAAACAUUAAAAGCUUCCCUAAACAGGGCUGCCUUCAGAUGUCUUCUAAAAGUCUGGUAGCUGUUGUUCUCUUUGACAUCUGGUGGUAGGGCGUUCCACAGGGCGGGUGCCACUACUGAGAAGGCCCUCUGCCUGGUUCCCUGUAACUUGGCUUCUCGCAGUGAGGGAGAAGGCCCUCGGCACUGGACCUCAGUGUCCGGGUAGAAAGAUGGGGGUGGAGACGCUCCUUCAGAUAUAGAAGAGUUUGGAUUUGAUAUCCUGCUUUAUUCCUACCCAAAGUAGAUCCAUCAGAGUUAUCAGUCUUAACCAGGGUAGCACUAGGAGGUGUUCCAGUCAUCACUUGUAGUUGCUGCGCAGCUGGAGAAGAAUUAUCGCGCAGAUGUAUAGAAGGACAUGAGCGCGGAGAUGGUACAUGCAUAGUCAUUUCCUGGUGAUCUCCAGACAGGGUAGAUUCUAGCUCAGGCAUUGAGGCAAAGGAAUCGUCAACUUCCAUAUUUUGAUUGGACAUAAGGUCUAAGACGGGAGUAUUGAGUUUAUCAGCUUCCUCCACGGUAGAAUGGUGCUGUUGGAGCUGUUGGUCAACAGGUGAUUGCUGAUUCAGAUCAGUAGGGGGUAACAAAGUAGCAGGUUGAGAGAUUAUCAGGGCAUUUGAUGGAGACGCCUUGUGGGACGUGGAGUGCCUGCUCUCCUCUCUCAUCGGCAUAGAGGGUCCCCUUGCGAUAGGAGUCUUUGUUUGAGUAGAUCCAAUCUAUCGAGAAUAGCCUGCUGUUCUUCUGAAGGGAGUUUUCCAUAGGAGAAGAUAAGAUUUCUCUCUUCAGGGAUAUUCCAAUCUCCGCUUGCAAUUGGAUCAUUCCUCAGUGUAGCUAGAUGGGCACUUGAGGUCGCAGAUGGAGCAGGGGGUACCCAACUAGGUGUUUUCCCCUGUAUUAUAGGAACAGAAGGAGGAAACGAGCGUUCAUUGCCGGUUAAGGUGUUGGCAAAAAGAGGUUUAACACUCGUGUCCUUAAAGACUCUUGAUGUUACAAUCUCCCAGGGUGCCAGCCGAUCUUUCUCUCUUGCAAGGAGAUGUGGGAUCCUUGCAGACUGGAAGGAGAGCAUAAAUUUCCUUGGCCAGGGCGUGGCAAUUAGGGGUACUACAGAUAUAAGAUCUAUCUGGAAAAAAAGGAAUAUUUAACAAAUCACGUAGGUACCCUUUAGCCAUCCUCAGGUUAUUCCACCUAAGUCUGGGGGCGUCACGGGAAAAAAUGGCUAGACAUAUUUUAUUAGGUUGAAAAAUCAAGGAUUGCCUAUUCCUUUGGGGCAGUGGCGGCCUGCAUCUUGAGCUCUUAAGGUGAAAUUUCUGGUCAGGUUGUCUCUUUAAGGCACUUACAAGCUGCACAGGAGAUUGAUGCAAAUUAGAUAGCUCAGUUGAGGAAGGUAGAUGAGCCAGAAGGGCCCGUGAAAGUUUAUUCAAUGUCAAAGAAAUCCUCCAAUUCCUUGAAAAUGAAGCUUAAAGUCCUGAUUACCAGUUGUAUUUGAUCAGGUACUAAUUCAUGGGCAGUUUGCCCUAAUGCGUCCCGUUUCAAUGACGGAGGUGUAAUUAGGGUAUCAGGGAGGAGGGCUUCCCUAUGGCUUCCGUCCCCGCUGGAUCAGCUAGCUUUUCCGGCUCUCCUUGAUCAUACAGAGGCCAAAAGCGGUUGUAUGUUUCGACCGCAGAAACAAUUACUUGCUCUGUUUUGCUGUUAUUGUUAGUAGAUGGUGGGGAAGAUUCAAGCUUCGACUGCUUUACUCUUGGAGGUGAGCAACCUUUCUCAGCAGAUCUUGGUCGCUUGCCAUGACCCAUUUGUCGCUGUCUCACUAACUACGGAGGUUCAAAGUAGAAAUAAACGGAGAUAAAAGAGAGAACUUAUCUUUUAUGGGCGCAACUCCUCUGCUACUCCUCCUCCUCCACUUCUCAACGUAGCCCAAUCUUCAAGGCGGCGUUACUAAUCAGCAACAGGCUUUCUCAGCAGAGGGUUUGAAUAUCCUUGUUGAUACGUAUAUUGGCACCAACAGGCCAACCGUAGAGGUAAAACGAUUAAAAACUUCUAACAGAAGUAAAAUAAUUUAAAAGUCUAAUAAAACAACUAUAAAAACGGCAGUAAAAAGCUAUAAAAGGCUAUAGAAGGUUUGUAAUCCGGAGGGUUCACGAAGGAGAAGUUGUUACAGCCGCCAUCUUAAUCUCACCAAUCUCUAUAACAGUUUCACAAAAGAUUAUUUGUUUGUUUUUAAGGUUAAGGGAAAGACUUUUUUUAAAAAAACAACAACAAGCCAGGCCUUCUGGCUCCUGCGUUUCAAUUAGAGAUCAGAGGAAGACAUCCUCACCUACCCAAAGUAGUCUCGACUAACAUUCUCUUUUCCCUUCCUCCCCCACAACAAACAAUCUGUGAGGUGAGUGGGGCUGAGAGACUUCAGAGAAGUGUGACUAGCCCAAGGUCACCCAACAGCUGCAUGUGGAGGAGCGGAGACCCAAACCCGGUUCACCAGAUUACGAGUCUAUUGCUCUUAACCACUACACCACACUGGCUCUAAUAUACUGGAUAUAAAUGCAUUCCAUGUGGUCACCUGGUACUGGACUCAGGCCAUAGAACACAGUGCCCAGGUUGAAUUUAUGCCAAGACUCUUGCACAUGCAAUAAUUGCAUAGAAGGGGGAAUUCUGCCAUGGGCAUCCAUGACAAGCUACACUAUGCCAAAACAAGUUGGACCUACUGAAACCCCUCAUCCACACAACCAUUAAAGGUACAGUAUCUCAGUCCUCCAUAGUAUGUGGUCGCACUCUUAUUGGGAUAAAAGACAAUACAUUAUAUUCCAUUCCUUGAAAGCUAUAUAAAACUAUCAGGGCAAUAUAUUUAAAAAAAGCACUUGUUUUUACCCCUGAUGGCUUAAGCAAUCUAAGCUGGUAACAAUCCCUUUAGAAAAUAUUAUUCUCCAAACUUUCCUGACAAGUUGGCCUAAUUUAGCCUUUUGAAGAUAUGCUGAAAAGACACUCCAUUAUGAAUAAAAUAUAACCAGUCUCCCUGUUUAUUUGCUAUAUGACCAGCCCCACUUAUUUCCAGACAGGCUGAAUGAAGGCCUAUGCAGUGUAUGAGGCAAAAUGUUGGAUUUGGACCUGAGAGAUCUUGAUUCAAGUCCUUGCUCAGCCUGGUUAGUCAAGGACAUAUUGUUCUGCCUGUUUCCUGAACUUUCGUACUUGAUUCUGAGGAUUGUAUAAACUGAUUCUGAUGGUCGUGUCUUGUGGAUUGGUAUCAGAUGUUGUGGUCAUCACAGCUAUAGCUAUAAAUGAAGCAGAGAUGGCGUAUAGCUCUAUCUGUGGAGAGCUGGACUAUCAAAAGAAGCAUUUAUAUCUCUGAAUGACUGGCUUCACACCAGUUGAUAACAUGUGAAGAUGAACGGCAUAACGAUUCUAUGGCCAGGAUCUAAAGACCCAGAAAACUAGUUCCCCAUGCCCAAAGGGACCUUUAGGCUCCCAUUUCUCAAACAGAAGUUGACUACACACAAGAUAUAUAGUUCUUAGUACAGUCAUCAUUUAAGUGUCAGUGAAAAUCACUUUAAAAGGCUCCAAACUCCCUGUAAACGUUGGUGCUAUUUCAGAAACCAGAAAUACUCGUUUUGCUUUUCUAGUUAAGUGUUUUAUUGUGAAAUCAGAGUUGCUGGGUGCUCAAUAGAUUUGACAUCAUACUUGUAGUUCAAUCAAAGUACUGAGAGUUCAAGGUUCCGGGAUGCUGCCUUUGAACGCACUGUCAGAAGAAUUCAGGGACAUCCUCCCUAACACUUCCUGCACACCUUCCCUUCAUGCACGGUGAGCAAGUGGCAGAGCCUCAUUACUCGAUUCCUUAAUGCACUGAGCCAAAUAUGGUGGAUGCACUACAACAGAGUCUCAGGAAAUAAACUCCAGCAAAAUCUGUAUCCUGUGCUUUACAUGUCUCCAUUUAGAACUCCAAAUAUACGUGGCAAAUAUUAACAAUUGGUUAUUUUUUUGUUUUGUUUUGUUUUUAGAUGAUUGUAGGGAUUGCCUUUUUGCUGCAACAUUUUUGUGAAUUACUUGGGAUACUGCGCAUCAGGUUUCAACCCUUUUUCAAAGGUCUCAAAAGUUAAAUCUGUGAAUGGGGAGCCAGUCACAAGUGCACAUAUGCCCUAUAUACCAUAUUGACCCGAAUAUAAGCCGCACCCACAAAAUUCGGUGGGGGGGGAGACAAUACAGUGGUACCUCGGAUUACAGACACUUCAGGUUACAGACGCUUUAGGUUACAGACGCUUUAGGUUACAGACUCUGCUAACCCAGAAAUAGUACCUCGGGUUAAGAACUUUCCUUCAGGAUGAGAACAGAAAUUGUGCAGUGGCGGCACGGCGGCAGCGGGAGGCUCCAUUAGCUAAAGUGGCACCUCAGGUUAAGAACAGUUUCAGGUUAAGAACGGACCUCCGGAAUGAAUUAAGUUCUUAAGCCGAGGUACCACUGUAUGUGGGUUAGGAUUGUUGUCUUACUUCAGAGAAUAUUUGCUAUUUGCUAAUUUUCAGCUCAGUAUUCCCAAAGGCCCUUGUCAAUGGUAUUUACUGGAAAGGUAUCAAUGCUCAUUACUUUGUAUAAGUUCUUAACCAGAGGUACCACUGUACCCGAAUAUAAGCCGCUCCCUUAAAUUUCUGCAGGCACUCACAGCAGUAAAUGGCUAAUGUAGAAGAAAAUCCCACGGGUACUAGAGGGACCCGCAAGUGAAAGCGAUGAAUAGCAUUAGAAUUAAUUGCCACAACAGUCUCAAGCUUGCAAAUUGGCAAGAAAACUUUUUUUUGGGGGGAGGGGUUCCGUUUUACAGUAUGUCUGUUUCAGCAGCGAUAUCAUAAAAGCAAAUUUUUGUAAGGCCGCAAAUUUAAGCCGCACUUUAACUUUACAUGGUUGGAAUUGGGGGGGGGGUGCGACUUAUAUUCAGGCCAAUACGGUAAUUCAGUGGUGAAUCAGAAUCAGAAGAAUCUUUAUUUGCAUCAGCCACCAGCCAUAGCAAUAAAAUAAAACAAAAUAAAAUCCACUGAGAAUACAGGUAAAAACUUAACUAUAGAAAAUACAUCAAUAAUCAAAUAACAGAUCUUAUUCUAAAUGCCCCCGCGUACAUUCAAGCACAGAAACAAUAAGAAGACACCAUGCAGUACAUGACUUACCACACCCCAAGCUUCAGCAAUUGGGGUCCAUAAUUUUUAAACAACUUUUAUUUUAAUUCAGUGUGGGAGGACUAUUGCAGAGUAAAUGACUAAAGCAGCACCCCAUUUACACGGAGGUGACGUUCCGAGGCACUGCAUGCAUUGGUGAAAUUGCAUAUAAUUGAAACCCAUUGAAAAAGCCUGCAAACAGCCUUUCCACCCCCCCUGUUCCACUCUGCUCUACCCCUGCUCCGCCCUUUUAGUCAUGUCUUUAGGAUGUUUCCAGGUCACUUCUGAGUUCGGUGCGAUGUCUAGGUAGCAAUUGUUAGUGUCAGACAGUCAGAUGAAUGUAAAGUAGCCUUCCAAAUGUUUACCCAGGAUGGGGAUAAAAUGCAGAUCGUAGCCAGGUUUCUGCAACACACGGUGAGGAUUCAUGGAUGUUAUAUAACUGUAUUUUAAUUGUUAGAUGCAGAUUUUGAGGAGUGAUUGUAUUGUACCAAACCUUUCUGAAUUUUGUCUAUAUGCCAAUAAAGGAUUGAGAUUGAGGUGGCACAAGUGAACAAGAAUAGCCUUAUUAUUAUUUGUGAGUCAACAGUAAAUGCAGUAAAUGUCUUGUUUCUAUUCUAAUGGCACAUGAAUGCUUAGAAACUAUUUUUCAUGUGUUUGUUGUACAUUCAGGCAUCCGAGAUGGAAUGGAGCCCAUGGAGGUCUUGGUUCCGGAAGCUUCGUUUUGGCUUCAUGUGAGGUGUUUACAAAACUUGAAAUCAAAUGAGGAGCAGGCUCAAGGUGAGUUAUUUUCUUGCAGCACGAAAAUGCAUCUGUGGCAGUUGUUUGGCAAGUUGGCUUUGUUGGCUCCACCUCUGCCUAUCUGUUUCAAGCUGCAGCUAAGUUGUCGGAUAGCAGCACAGCAGCAUCCUACCUUGUCCUAAUUCCACACCCAGCUCAACCCAGGUCUGCCUGGCACAUGCUGGUGAUCUCCUUUCUGGAUGCCAGCAGCUACAACUGACUCUGUUUUCACAGCCUAGGACCCUCACACCUAUGGGACCGCCUCAUGGAGGACCUUAAGGUCCAUAAAUAGCAACACCCUAGAGGUCCUGGGCCCUAAGGAAGCCAGAUUAGCCUCAACCAAAGCCAGGGCCUUUUCAACACUGGCUCUGGCCUGGUGGAACGCUCUGUCUCAUGCGACCAGGGCCUUGCAGGAUCUGAUUUCUUUCCGCAGGGCCUGUAAGACAGAGUUGUUCCACCUGGCCUUUGGCUUGGAGUCAGUUUGAUUCCCUCCCCCUCUUUCUUUUUCUUUUCUCCUCCUGUGAUGAGGCUGCAUUUUAAUUGUUUUAAUGUUGUAUUUUAAUCUUGUUUUUAAGUUGUAUUCAUUCAACUCGUUUUUAUUUUUGGUUGUUGGCCGCCCUGAGCCCAGCCUUGGCUGGGGAGGGCGGGGUAUAAAUCAAAUUUAUUAUUUAUUAUUAUUAUUUUCAUUGGGCAGGUGGGAAGAGGUGGGACCAGCUAUCCUGCGACAUACCAAGGUCCCUUGUGCUAAGUUGGUUCCAGAGAAGGGAGUUCCAAAAACCAGGAAGGGUGGAAGAAUUUCUCAGAAGGGGAACUUGGUGCCAAGCCCUCCCAGGCUUUGAGGAGCAGCAGAGCUGUUUCUCAUCCUGUUUUGCCUCUUGAUACUUGCAAGAACCAUCAUUCUCUUGAUUAACACUGUGAUCUGCAGCUGGCUAUCAGACUUUUGUUCUUAUGGGCUAAGAUUUAAUUUCUCAAUAAUUCACACGGGAUAUGAAAGCCCUUUUUAAUUAACUUUGUUCCAUAAACAAAUGAGUAACCCACCCACCCCCUUCAUGAUCAGCUCUGCUUCCUUUCUAAAAUUGCCAUGGUAGCUUUAAUAUGUCAAUACUAAUAGCGCUGACACAAAUCCAUUACCUCUAUCUAUUGUGCCUCAAUUCAAAAUGAGAUUUUGUUACAUCAUUUAAUGUUAAUACACACAGUAAGUGUGGAUGGGUGUUAAAGGUCUCCUGUCCCCUAAAAUGGCAAAUGCAAAUAGUUUUAGGCAUGUCCCCCAAUCUGCAGUCCAGACACUCAUGUAGAAUUCACUGUAUUAUUAACUUUCAGUACAAAGGUAUACAUGUCUACUUAGAAGUAAGUCUCUGUAUUUAAUGACCUGCAUAACAAGAUCAGCCAAGUCAACAGUAGCCUGUGAAGUCAUGUAUGGUGCAGAUUUACAGUAACUGUGCCUGGUUUUAGUCCCUGACUAAGACUGCAAAAAGUGGAGGGGAGAAACAAGAUGGCUGCCAUUGUGUACAGCUGCUGGGCUUUCUUCAGUUUUGUGACCCAGAGGUUGUGGAGGCUUGUUCUAGAGGCUGGAUGAGGGAUG
Molecule: messenger RNA, 11339 nt
Organism: Podarcis lilfordi (Lilford's wall lizard)
Lineage: Eukaryota; Metazoa; Chordata; Lepidosauria; Squamata; Lacertidae
Source: the annotation of a GenBank genome assembly